AUGCGGAAACGGACAAUUACGUCGAGCGCAAGCGCUCUACUACUUCUCAUCGCUUCUCUCGCCAGUGCAAAACACAACGGGAUCCAUGAACACCUCGAAGUCCUCCACAAACGACAUCGCGCAAAUCGCGAACUGGCCACCAGGUCAACAAUUGAAGAUGGAGAGCAAGGGAUUGAAAUAAGAUCGGUUCCGGAAACUCCAGCACCUCCGGCCAGCUUGGAGAAGCGGCAAGCACAAUGCGCGUUUCCCACAGAUGCUGGAUUGGUUCCGGUCACCCCAGGAGAUGAGAAUGGUGGGUGGGCUAUGAGCCCAAACCAGCAGUGCACGCCAGGGACCUAUUGCCCGUACGCUUGCCCAGCAGGUCAAGUGUCUGUGCAAUGGGACCCCAGCGCGACAUCCUACACAUAUCCCAAGUCAAUGAACGGCGGAUUGUACUGCGACCAAAACGGCAACAUACAGAAACCAUUUCCCAACAAACCAUAUUGCCAGGCCACCAAUAGCAACAUCGGCGUCCAGAAUAAUGCAGGCGGAGUUGUGGCAUUCUGCCAGACAGUGCUUCCGGGAAAUGAAGCCAUGUUGAUUCCCACGUCCGUCACCGGUUUCGCCACUAUCGCAGUACCGGAUCCCAGCUAUUGGUGCGAAACCGCUGCGCACUAUUACAUUAACCCCCCGGGUAUCGAUACUGAUCAAGCUUGCGUAUGGGGUUCCAACACCAAUCCUUAUGGUAAUUGGUCCCCAUAUGUUGCCGGAGCCAAUGUCGAUUCCUCCGGGAAUACCUUCAUCAAGCUUGGGUGGAAUCCCAUCUACCUCGAACCGGCCACUCCUUUCCGCAAUCAAAUGCCAGAUUGGGGCGUAAAAAUUGACUGUCCCAAUGGCGGCUGCACAGGCCUUCCGUGCGCAAUCGAUCCGACUCAAAACAAGGUCAAUGAAAUGACCGGCGACUCGAGCAUCGGGGCAGGUGGUGGUGCUUUCUGCGUCGUAACGGUUGCAAAGGGUUCGAGCGCCAACUUCGUGGUCUUCAAUGCCGGCGGCGAUAGCAGCGACAGUGGCGGCAAUGGCGGCUAUUCAUCGUCAUCAUCCUCGGGUGGCAAGAAUGGAGGACAGUUCUUUCAAAGUACCAGCUCGUGGCAGUCACCCACGGCUUCAUCUCAAUCGUCAUCUUCUGGCGGAGCGCCGACCACUUCAACAGAAUCAACUUGGUCGUGGACCUCGUCGUCGGUCAUCGCAACAAGCUCUGUUCCUGCAGUAUCGGCUUGGACAGGGCCUCCUACCGCAACCCAUAACCCCUACAGACUACCAACUUACUCACCAUAUUACUCGUUGUUCAACCACACCACGUACGCAGCACCGACAGGGGCUAGCGAAGGAGCCAGCGAAACAACUGUCGAAGCCACAGCAGUACCGUCCGGGCCAUCUUCGUCAUCGCUCGCUCCGCUCUCGCCCGCCACUGGUGGCACCUCGACAUUCCGACUCUCCGUGGUCAGCCUGUUCUCGGCGUUAGCCGUUUCCGUGGCUGUCACACUAUAA
This is a messenger RNA of Cladophialophora bantiana CBS 173.52, 1527 nucleotides long. RefSeq lists its product as uncharacterized. The record is from RefSeq and is a predicted model, not a curated record. The transcript has 2 exons. The coding region runs from base 1 to 1527 and encodes 508 amino acids. Lineage: Eukaryota; Fungi; Ascomycota; Eurotiomycetes; Chaetothyriales; Herpotrichiellaceae.